Molecule: messenger RNA, 389 nt
Organism: Rhincodon typus (whale shark)
Lineage: Eukaryota; Metazoa; Chordata; Chondrichthyes; Orectolobiformes; Rhincodontidae
Product: mitogen-activated protein kinase kinase kinase 4-like
Exons: 3
Coding region: 36-389 (117 amino acids)
Biological process (GO): MAPK cascade
Source: RefSeq, a predicted model, not a curated record
GGUUUGUGGAGGAAGUAUUGUCAAGGGAUGGUUAGAUGCCAAACACUAAUUCAGUGUUACUUUCUCUCCCUCCCUCCUCCUCUGACCAACAAAAAAACGCCCCUGUGAAGACCACAACAGCAGCAGCAGAGGAAGACAAAAAAUCAGGGGAUGUAGCUUCUGAAGAUAUUGAAUCAGAUGAAUAUUCUGAGGAAUCUAGCAUUGAAGGUUUUUAUGGAACUUCACCGCCUAGUACCCCACGACAGAUAAAACGCAUGUCAACUAAAUAUCACAGGAAUAAUGUUGGGAAAACAGACAGUCGCUCUGGUAAUAAAGUAACUCCAGAUAAUGUGGGAAUAAUACAAUAUGCAGCUGUCAUCACACUGGGUAGGCUCACAGAUGGACUUUAA